CUACAUUCACGGACACCAUUUACAACACAUACGCUAAAGCACGUUCAGCUUUGCACUAGGUAGCGUGCACACGUCGGGAACGCGCCUUGCAUUGCCAGUGAGUCCGGACUUUUUAACUUGGAUCCUUCCUGCUCGAAGAAAUGGCCUCCCAAGUCAGACUGAGGCUGCUGCCACAUGCCAGGUGUUUAUUUGACGAGCCCAUUCAGGUGAAGGUCGCUGGGUUGAGGUCGAAGCAGAUGGUCACCAUGAAAGCCAGGUCCACCGAUGAGCGAGGAGUUGUGUUCAGCUCCUCGGCCACCUACAGAGCUGAUGGCAGCGGAGAGAUUGACCUAGACAGAGACCCAUCACUCAGUGGGAGCUAUGCUGGAGUAGAACCUAUGGGUCUGCUGAGGUCACUGAAGGCGGACACCUUGCACCAAUACUUUUUUAAGAACAAAGCUUUAGACCCUUUCACUGUGAAGUUCUCUGUACAUGAGGAAGAGGGCAGGGUGCUGGCAGAGGCAACUAAUGAGAGGAUUCUGAUGGGAAAUGGGGUCAGUCGGGUUUCUGUCAAAGAGGGGAACAUUCGUGGAGUGCUCUUUAUUCCUCCAGGAGAGGGUCCGUUUCCUGCUGUGAUGGAUCUGUGCACCUUCAUGUCUGAGAAAAGACCCAGUCUUCUGGCCAAUAAAGGCUUUGUAGUUCUUGCAGUACCUGUGUUCAGUGACAAGCCUGGCAACUUCGAAAAGAUGCACCUGGAUCACUUUGAAGAAGCAGUGCAGUUCUUACAACAACUGCCUCAGGUGGGCGGUAAAGGAGUUGGCGUGAUAUCAAGAUCAAAGGGAGGAGAUAUCGCGCUUUCACUUGCUGCUUUUGUGCCAGGUGUCAAAGCUGUAGUUUGGAUCAACGGUUGCAGCGCCAACGUUGGCAUUCCCCUCUACUACAAGAAACAACAGAUCCUCUCUCCAUUAAUGUUUAACUUCAAUGAGAUGAUUCCCACUGAGUCAGGUGCAAAUAUAAUCAAGUAUGCUGUUCAUAAUCCUCUGGAGGAGGAAAACAAGGGAAGUCUGGUCCCCAUCGAACACUCCAUGGCACAUUUCCUUUUUGUGGCCUCAGAGGACGACCUGAACUGGGACAGCAAGGGGUAUAUGGAUGAGAUGGUUGAGAGACUGAAGCGUCAUGGAAAGAAAAACUUUGACAGUGUGUGCUAUCCUGCAGCUGGACACCUACUGGAACCACCUUACGGACCACACUGUCCGUCAGCUUUACAUGGGAUGCUGAACUUCCCUGUUGUUUGGGGAGGUGAACCCAAGGCCCAUGCUAAAGCUGAAGUCCACCUGUGGAAAAAGCUACAGGAGUUUUUAAGAAGUCACCUGAGCUGUGAUGCUACAGAGACUAAAUCUAAAAUGUAGUUAUAGAUAAAUGAAAGAAUCUGAGCAGAUACUUGUGUAAUUAUGAACGACUGCUCAGAGUUUUGUAAUUAAUCAGUUUUUGAUGGUGCAGAAAGGUUGUUUUUUUCCUGUUCUAUUAACAAAUCAAUAUUUAGAAGAUAAAAAUAAAAUAUCCAACUUACUAAAAUAUUCAGGCUUUGUUAAAUAAAGUAGCUUGAUGUUUGCUGAACUUACAAAAUGAUUUCAUGUACCAAGAGAUGCAUUGGUGUGUCAUCUUACAUCUUGGUGACUGUAAGCUGUUCAGGUUCUAAGGCUGCAAAACAAGCCCAAAUCAUCAAACUUCCAUCACUGUGCUUGAAAAUUGGUAUGAGGUGUUUGUGUUGAAAUGGUUAAUUUGGUUUUCACCAAAUGUGAUGCUGUGCUUUAUGACUAAACGUCCCUACUAUGGUCUGAUGUAAAAUGAUGAUAGUUUGGAAAUGGCUUUAUAUCCCUUCCCAGAUUGGUAUGGAGCAAAAUAUUUUAUCUAACAUCAUUGCUGAUGUCUUUCUUCAGUUGCCAUGUGUUAACACACACUUGAAUGUUCCAUGGUAGCUCACUUCCAAAACCUCUCCUGUCAGAGAAUCAAGUGAUAAUGAGAGAUUGAUGCGUUUUGUUAACAGCAUCUGGCUGCUACUAACCCUCUAAAUUCUUAAAUAAUGACAACAUGUAAUCUGUUGGUAAUAUGAAGUUGUGUACUAAUUUUAAGAUCUAUAUUCUUCUUCUGAUCGUAUACAUAAAACCUUAGAAAUGAAAAUAUUAUUUUCCACAUGACUAUGUAUUAGAACAUAAAAGCAAUACUCUGUUUCCCUACAAGGGUUAGUUUAAGCUUAAAUACACCUGAUUUUAACAUUUAGAUUUUUUUGUAUUUGUGGGAUCAUAUAAAUGUGGAGUUAAAAAAACAGAUGUCCUGAAUUGGGAAAACAAGAGAAUCAGAGGAUGAGCUCAACUUGGACAGCAAACAUAAAAUGGAUGAGAUGGUGAAGAGACUGAAGCAUCAUGGGAAGAAAAACUUGGACACUAUGGUAACUGUGGUUACAGUGAAAAGGGAAAAUUCGAUAAAUGUGUUUUCUAAACUCAUGUUCUAUAAGCUACAAACUUAGACAAAUGUUUAUCAAGUGUAGCAAAACUGUUAAAAUGUUGAUACAAACUUAAACAAAUAGCAUAAAAAUAAAUGGAGCUGAGCUGACACCACCAGUGUCGCAGCUGGGAAAGGUUGGAAGACCACUCCAAUGUCCCCUUCUGACUG
Molecule: messenger RNA, 2652 nt
Organism: Melanotaenia boesemani (Boeseman's rainbowfish)
Lineage: Eukaryota; Metazoa; Chordata; Actinopteri; Atheriniformes; Melanotaeniidae
Product: acyl-coenzyme A thioesterase 1-like
Exons: 5
Coding region: 141-1388 (415 amino acids)
Biological process (GO): acyl-CoA metabolic process; fatty acid metabolic process
Molecular function (GO): fatty acyl-CoA hydrolase activity
Source: RefSeq, a predicted model, not a curated record